UUUACUGGGCCUAUUACAUCAGGUGACAGAUGGGAUUCUCUGGCUUAAUACCACACCAUCACACCUUAUUUUAGGCUUGUGUAUCAAAGGACAGCUUGGUGACGUACAUACAUGCCUUUACCUUAGUGUGAAGUGAGUGUGCUAAGAAAAGGAUUCUAACUAUACUACACAAUAGAGAUGUCUACGUAGAAACGGCUGCCAGACCACCUUUAGACAUAGGAUGUAGCUCUCCGUGACGGACUUGUAGAUUUGUAGUCAGAUUUACUUUCCUAUAGAAGAUGUUUCUGUCCAGGAAAGGGUUGUGGUUCCCCCUAUGUGUAAUACUAGUAUAUGCCUCUAUUGGGUCAGUGUGGUCCACCAAACAGGACGACGAUACCAUUGGCAAUGCAUUCGGAAGUCUUUUUAAAGCGAUACUCAACGUGGUGAAGUCUCAAUUUGAGGCAACAAAGGACUUUGUUCCAGGACUCGACACGGCUGGCGGAGAGACAUCAACGAACGACACAGAUCAGAAUGCGGGAGUCAAUGGAACUAAGGGAAAGGACAAUAACGAUGUCAAGCAGGUUGAUAUGAAAGUGGGUAUGACAUCAAAGAACGUUUUCGUAAAUGAUAAGUCGUUUGUCCAGGGGUCGACUUCCUCUCCAUCUAUCCAUGAAGAUGUUUCAUCCACGACAGAAGCAGAAGAUCACAGAACAUUUACGGAGGGAUCGAUUGAAAGUACUAUUCAUAGACCCGGUCUACAAAACCAGGAUCAAAGCGUAUCGGAGACCGGUGAUGAGGAUCAGGCCUUUGUUCCAGCUCACCUGAGUCAAAGUGUAUCGGAAGAAUUAAAUCCUGAUCAGGCGUCCAGUCAGAAAACUGGUGAUCAGAUGGCAAACCAAGCCGAUACAACAGUUCAAAUGACAGCUGAUGAGCAUCAGUCAACUUAUACUGAGGAGGCUGUAGGGAAUAGUAAACUUCCCGGUGUGUCAUUCUCGAGUGCCGAAGCCUUAUCACAAGAACAAAGUCUACCAGGAAUGAGUGGGGUUCAGGGAGCAGAUGCAUGGCCAUUCCAACCCGAUGUUAAAGAAAUGUUAGGAGUUCUUGAACAAGAGAUAAUCGAACCAGUGGAUAACUUAAACAGCAAGUCAAACGAUGGUGAUGAGGAACUAGAUAAAGCAGGUUACGUCCACGCAAACAACAUGACGGAAGUAGAAGUGUCCACCACUAUCGAGACAUCAGCCCAGAGCCAGAGCCAGUCUCUAACCGACGAUACAGCACAAAACCCAUCGAAUGUAGACGUUCAAUAUCAAAGUCAGGAAACAGAAAGGAAAAUGCCGAAUCAUGAUGGAACUGAGGAUGGACUAUCCGAAACAUUUUCAAAUAGUAUCGAAAACCCUGAAACAAAUGACUCAAAUACGACUGGUCUUAUUCUAGAUGAUAACCUGGCCUCGUCGGACGGAUUCCAAAAGGUCGGAGGAAAUAAUGGAGAAAAAAGUCUGUCUGAUUCAUUACAGGGAUUACCUGUAACGAAGGAGGACGGAGGGGACAUCUGGCCAUUCCAACAAGAUAUCGGGGGUAUGGUUCACACUUUGGAGAAAGAACUGGACCAGUAUGGAAUGUCUCCACCAGAAAAACCAGGUCAAGGUCAUGAUAACUUUGGUGAAGAGGAACUAAACAAUGAUAAAAAGGUAGAGCAAUCUAAUAUAAAGAUUAAGGACGGAAAUACCCCGGCAGGCAAUGUGGAAACCCAUUUAAGUAACGAAGAAAGUGUUGAUCAAGAGAAAUCACAGAGCCCUGGAGGACCUAAAGACACCAAAGGAUCUGAUGAAUCUAAUACGCUACUUCGUUUGGUAAAUACUCUAUAACAACAAAGCGGAGGCACAAAUAAACAAAUGCUUGGUCAAUAGCGCAAGUCUUUAUGCUGGAUUUUCUUUCCGUAAUAUUGAAAUUUGCUUCCAAAUCUACCUAGUGUAGACAAAUGUCUGUAACAUGCGUGAACCAAAUACAACAUAAUGCAGUAUUAAAAUAUGAAAUAUUAUA
Mizuhopecten yessoensis (Yesso scallop) is the source of this 2019-nucleotide messenger RNA. RefSeq lists its product as uncharacterized. The transcript is spliced from 4 exons. Bases 279 to 1844 code for a protein of 521 amino acids. Lineage: Eukaryota; Metazoa; Mollusca; Bivalvia; Pectinida; Pectinidae. The record is from RefSeq and is a predicted model, not a curated record.